AUGUUGUCAGGCAAACGCUAUCGUCCCCGGCUGGAGAAUGGAGCUCUGGCUCCGAUGCCCUGGCCGGUGUCCUUGUAUCGGAUCCUUAAUCAUAUAUCCUGGCCCCUGGAGGAAGACUCAUCUGACUGGACAAAGUGGCUGGAUAGAUUCCUUAUUUUCCUCGGCUUUCUCGUUUUCUGCGAACACAACGAGGUGGACUUUCAUUACCUGAUUGCCAAUUGGCAGGACAUGGACAACAUGCUGGCGGGCAUGCCUACAUAUCUGAUCCUGGUGGAGAUGCAAAUUCGCAGUUUUCAGCUCGCCACGCACAAGGAUCAAUUUCGAGUCCUUUUGCAACGAUUUUACAGGGAAAUCUAUGUGAGUGAGAAAGAGGAACCUGUAUUGUUUUCCAGGAUUCAGAGCCAAAUGCUGGCCACGAGGAUAAACUCUGUGGUGUACCUGUUGGCCCUACUCAACUUCCUGGUGGUUCCCAUCCAGAAUGUCGUCUUUCAUCGCCGGGAUAUGCUCUACAAGCAGGUCUACCCCUUCGACAAUACCUGGCUGCCAGUCUUUAUUCCCUUGCUGGGGCUCAACUUCUGGGUGGGCGUCAUCAUCACGAGCAUGCUCUUCGGGGAGUUGAAUGUCCUGGGCGAACUGAUGAUGCAUCUCAAUGCCCGCUUUGUCCAGCUGGGCCAGGACCUUCGACGCUCAGCCAGUCACUUGUUGAUGGAGUCGCAAAGUCUGGAGAUUGCCGCCAGGUACAGGCAAGCCUUAACCCAAAUCCUGCGCCGCAACGCCGCUCUCCGGGACUUUGGCGAACAAGUGGAGGAGGAGUUCAGUUUUCGAAUCUUCAUAAUGUUCCUGUUUAGUGCUGCCCUGCUCUGUGCUUUGUUUUUCAAGGCCUAUACGAAUCCAAUUAACAAUGUGGCCUACAUAGUCUGGUUCUUGGCCAAAUUCAUGGAGCUCCUGGCUCUCGGCAUGCUUGGUUCUAUUCUUCUAAAAACGACGGACGAAAUGGGAAUGAUGUAUUAUACGGCCGACUGGGAGCAGGUCGUCCACAAAUCGGAAAAUAUUGAAGAGAAUUGUAGAGUCAUGAGACUUCUCACCCUGGCCAUCCAACUUAAUUCAAAACCCUUUUUUGUCACUGGUCUAAAAUAUUUUCGGAUAACUUUAACCACUGUUCUUAAGAUCAUCCAAGGAGCUUUUUCCUAUUUUACUUUUUUGAAUUCUAUGCGAUAA
This is a messenger RNA of Drosophila bipectinata, 1218 nucleotides long. The record is from RefSeq and is a predicted model, not a curated record. NCBI's taxonomy places the organism in Eukaryota, Metazoa, Arthropoda, Insecta, Diptera, Drosophilidae.